Molecule: messenger RNA, 1330 nt
Organism: Thlaspi arvense
Lineage: Eukaryota; Viridiplantae; Streptophyta; Magnoliopsida; Brassicales; Brassicaceae
Source: the annotation of a GenBank genome assembly
AUGGAGAUACUUCAUCGAAAUUGGCGACGAGAAUCCAUAACUCGCAUGUCAACUUCUACACCGUCGGAUAACGGAAAUCAACCCGGAUCUGUCGCCGGCGAUUUUCCUCCCGACCCGCUUCUUGCCUCCGAUUCCUUCAUCUCCUCGACUACCCCCGCCGGUGACGGAACCCUUGGAAGUAGUGCGAAGCGGCGACCGAUUCAGGGCGGUAGCGGAGCAACUGGUUCGAGGCAGAGAGCACGGAUCGGGAUGUCAAACGGUACGGAUCAGGUGGAUCCAUCGCCGGAUAACUCGGCUCAUCAAGCGGAGUCGAAGUCGCGGAAGCGUGCGGCGCCGGGGGACAAUUGGUUGCCUCCUAAUUGGAGAGUUGAGGAGAAGGUUCGAACUUCCGGUGCUACAGCUGGCACGGUGGAUAAGAAAGAAUACAAAUGCUUAGAAGGAAGACCACAUCGAAUUGAUUUGGUUUUCGGCAAGUAUUGUGAUCGAGGAAUCGAAAGUUUGUACUAUUUCGAACCAAUUACAGGACGCAAGUUCCGGUCCAGGACCGAGGUACUCUACUACUUGGAACAUGGAACCUCUUCAAGAGGCAGCAAGAAAGCAGAGAGCACAGAUUUAAGUUCAGACCAUUUUGAAGGCCAAGGAAGCAAAAGAGCCAGCAGAAAAGCUAAAGAGCCGCCGCCUCCGCCGUUGAACUUUGAUUUUGGGAAUCCACCGGAGAAGGUAAGCUGGUGUAUGUCAAGCACAGGAGAAGAAGCUUGGACACCUUUUGUUGGGGACGACAAGGUUCAGGAUUCGGUGAGACGAGAUUGGUGCACUGCGUUUACAGCCGUCACGACCCAAAACCCAAGCAAACUGUCGUUGUGAAGAGGAUGAUGACAAAAGGUGGCUAUUUUUUGGGUGGUUGCAUCUAUUGUAAGAUAAGCAUAUAGAUGUUAGUGUUACUUAACUGGCCGAUGUUUUGCUUAGUCUUCAGGUGAUUUGAGAUUGUUGUUUUGUAAUUUUCUUAGCUUUUUUUUUUUGGGAGGAAUGUGAUAAUGGGGAUAUACAUAUCUGCGUUUGUGUUUGACAGACAUCGCUUUUUGACUAAAAAAAAUGAAGACUUUGUAGCGACUCGGAUACUUGGACAUUGAACUUUUCUCUGUUCCAAAGUCUUGUCCUUUGUGUUUAGGAAAAGAUCUUACCUUAUAUAUCAUGACAAUGCCCUUUUUCAAGAACUAAAUAUGCUUGACAAGGCUUGGGUUUUUGAAAAACCUUAAGUUUCCGAGUCUUGGACACACUUAUGCAGAGUAUUAUGGGGCACAAAGGAGAAAAGUAAUUGUUUAAGCUAAAG